AUGUGUGGGCUCUACCUUGGCUGUCUGCCCCCGUCAAGCUGCUUCCCCUCUCUGGGCCUCAGGUUCUGCAUCUGUAGACGCUGUGUGGACCCAGGUGGACACCAUAACAACUGCCCCAGCCCAGUCAGAAACCUGAGUGUGGAGGUUCAGGCCACCAGCUCUGUCAUCCUAAACCCUCAGACCUACACCUACUGGGUCCAUUGGGCCAGUGCCAGCAUUUCCAGAGGGACCAGAAAUAUGGCCACAAAGGUGGUUGUGAUAGAGGGCCUGGAGUCAGGGACCUCAUACACUUUCACUGUGUGGGCUGAGAGGAAUGGAGUCUGCAGUGACAGAGCCUUCCAUUCCCCUACCCCAGACUCAGUCAACAUCACCUCCUGUGUCAGCACCUCAGGGGGCCGUGGGAUCAUCCUGACCUUGUCCUCCCCCACUAGAGGCUACAAGGCCUUCGAGCUGGAGGUGGGUGGACAGCAGGGCCUCCAGAACAGGUCCUCAUGUGGGAGGGGCAUGUCCGUGUUGGGUCUCCAGCAGGCUCAGUCCUACAUAGCCACCAUCAAGGCUGUCUGGGAUGGAAUGAGGGCACCACCUGCAUCCGUGACCUGCUACAUCGACAGUGCAGACCUGCACAUCUCCAAGUGGCUCAAACCCUUUUUCCUCACCUGCACUGUCUACUUCCUCCUCUGGAUCCCUGAGGGCCUGCCGUCCUGGCUCAGUGCCCUGGUCAAGUGCCUGCCUGUGCUCGACCAGUGGUUCAGGAUGGGCAGCUUACAAGGGACCCAAAGCACCUCAGAUAUCAGAAUCACAGUGAAGGAACUGGAAGCUGGAACUUUGUACACCUUUACUGUCUGGGUUGAAAGAAAUGGCAUCAGCAGUAAUAUCGAGACAAUUCAUGCCUCUACAGUCCCCAACAGAGUGACAAGCCUUGGGAUGCAGGACCAGACCAACAGUUCCAUCACCUUGAGCUGGACAGCUCCCCUGGGCCCAGACCAACCACCCUACACCUACUGGGUCCAAUGGUCGAGGGAGGAAAGUGUACAAGGGACCCAAAACAUCUCAGAUACCAGUAUCACGGUGAAGGAACUAGAAGCUGGGACUUUGUACACCUUCACUGUUUGGGUCGAGAGGAACAAUGUCAACAGUACAAACAAGAUGAUUAAUGCAUCUACAGUUCCCAAUGAGGUCACAGAUCUGAACACAACUCAGACCAACAACUCAGUCACACUAAGAUGGAAGCCCCCCACAGACCCUUACUCUCAUCUUUACAUAUACUGGAUCCAGUGGGCCACUGGGGGACAGCUCCACAGGGGGAAAGAUCUCCAAGGAGAUAAGAUCAACCAGACAGCCAAGACCAAUGAGACUCAGUACACAGUGAAGGCCCUUUCACCCGGGACUCUGUACAACUUCAGCGUGUGGGCAGAGAUUAACAAUGUAUUCAGUUUCAUACACAGCCUUCAUGCAUCCACAGCUCCUGACCCUGUCGCCAUCACAUCCUGUGUCAGUACCUCGGGCGGUUAUGGGGUCAUCCUGACCUGGUCUUGCCCCCCAGGAGGCUACGAGGUCUUCAAGUUGCAGGUGGGCAGGCAGGACUUUCAGAACACAACCUUGUGUGAGAGUGGAGUGUCCUUGUCGGGUUUCCAGCCAGCUCAGUCCUACCUAGCCACUGUCACAACUGUGUGGGAUGGAAUGAGGGCGCCAUCUGCCUCCAUGACCUGCUACACUGAGAGUACAGGGGUCAUUGUCGGCUCCAUUGUGGGAGUUCUCCUGUUUGUCUUCAUACUGGGCCUGCUGGUUUUCUUCCUGAAGAAGAGGAAUAAGAAGAGCCCAGAGAAACAGGCAGCCAGGGAUCUGGCCUUCAGUUUUCCAGGAGACAUCCUGGCCGAAGAUUUUGCUGAUCAUGUCAGGAAAAAUGAGAAGGACAGCAAUUGUGGUUUUGCAGAGGAAUACCAGCAACUGGCCCUGGAGGGACAUGACCAGCCGCACAUGGUGGCCUCAGCUCCAGAAAACAAUGCCAAGAAUCGCUACAGAAACGUGCUGCCCUAUGACUGGUCCAGGGUGCCCCUGAAGCCCCUCCAUGGGGAACCAGGCUCUGACUACAUCAACGCUAGCUUCAUACCUGGUCUCUGGAGCCCCCAGGAGUUCAUCGCAGCCCAGGGCCCCCUGGCCCAGACGGUGGGUGACUUCUGGCGUUUGGUGUGGGAGCAACAGAGCCACACCCUGGUCAUGCUGACCAACUGCGUGGAGUCUGGUUGGGUAAAGUGUGAACAUUAUUGGCCUCUGGAUUCUCAGCCCUGCACUCAUGGGCACAUUCAGGUGACCCUGGUGGAUGAGGAGGUGACAGAGAACUGGACUACGCGGGACCUGAAGCUCUUCCACGUGGAAGAGCAGAAGGCUCUGUCUGUACGUCAAUUCCACUACAUAGCCUGGCCCGAUCAUGGCGUCCCCCACUCCCCAGAUCCCUUGCUGGCCUUCUGGAAGGUGCUUCGGAAAUGGCUCGACCAGAACAUGGGGGGUGGUCCACCCAUUGUGCACUGCAGCGCUGGUGUGGGCCGCACUGGCACCCUCAUCGCCCUGGAUGUCUUGCUCCAGCAGCUGGAGUGUGAGGGUCUCGUGGGGCCUUUCAACUUUGUGAGAAAGAUGAGAGGAAGCCGUCCCUUGAUGGUUCAGACCGAGGCCCAGUAUGUGUUCCUGCACCAGUGCAUCCUGCGGUUCCUGCAACAGUCACACCCAGCCCCAGAGGAGGAAGAAGUCAUGUAUGAGAACGUGGCUGAUCUGCUGUGUGAGAAUGUGGCUGCAAUCCAGGCCCACAAGUGUGAGGUCUAG
This is a messenger RNA of Trichechus manatus latirostris (Florida manatee), 2817 nucleotides long. RefSeq names its product protein tyrosine phosphatase receptor type H (gene PTPRH). The coding region runs from base 1 to 2817 and encodes 938 amino acids. Lineage: Eukaryota; Metazoa; Chordata; Mammalia; Sirenia; Trichechidae. Gene Ontology annotation, biological process: peptidyl-tyrosine dephosphorylation involved in inactivation of protein kinase activity. Gene Ontology annotation, molecular function: protein binding; protein tyrosine phosphatase activity. Gene Ontology annotation, cellular component: signaling receptor complex. The record is from RefSeq and is a predicted model, not a curated record. The transcript is spliced from 20 exons.